Messenger RNA from Petromyzon marinus (sea lamprey), 1482 nucleotides. RefSeq lists its product as uncharacterized. Lineage: Eukaryota; Metazoa; Chordata; Hyperoartia; Petromyzontiformes; Petromyzontidae. The record is from RefSeq and is a predicted model, not a curated record.
CACGCCGCCGACGCGGUGACGUCACGCCGCCGACGCGUCGACCCGUCCGCGCUCGACGCGGUGACGUCGCACGUUUCCUUCUCACCCCCCUCCCUCUCUCUCUACGCGAUGACGUCCACCGGGGUGGAUGGGCGGGCUGUGGGCGGGGCACGUUUGGGGGUGCCCACGUGACCCCGGGGUGAGGGAGAAGAAGCCCCGCGCGGCCGCCAUCUUAGUCAAGGCGUUCGUGAGGCCCCCGCGGUUUUCCCGCGCAAGGCGGGCGGGAGGGGGGCGCCCCCCACAAAAUAAAAAAGUAAAAUCCCGGCUCCAGGAUGCCCACGACGUGCGCGGCGUUCGGCUGCAAGUCCGUGGUAAGCAAGAACAACGACAUCAGCUUCCACAGGUUCCCGCUGGACCCGCUGCGGCGCAGGGAGUGGGUGCGUCGCGUGCGGCGGAUCAACUUCGUGCCGAGCCGCCACACCUCGCUGUGCUCCAAGCACUUCCACAGCUCGUGCUUUGACCGUACGGGGCAGACGACGCGGCUCCGCGACAACUCCCUCCCCUCCAUCUUCAGCUUCCCCAAGUACACGGCCUCCACCUCCCGACGGCGACUCAAGAAAAAGAAGCUGCAGCUGCAACUGCAGCAGCAGCAGCAGGAGGAGGAGGAAGAAUCACAGUCCCAGCUGCCACCGCAGUUACAGCCGCUGUCUCAGGAGCAGGAGCAGCAGUAUGAGCUGCAGCUACAGCAGCAGCAGCUCCAGCAGCUGCUGCUGCUGGAACAGCCGCAGCCGCAGCUGGACCCGCAGCUGCAGCAGCCGCAGCCGGGAGAUGGCGCCGACCCCGCCGCCGACCCCGCCGCUGACCCCGCUGCCGCCGCCGCGUCCCCUCACCCCAAGCGGCGGCGCCGGCGCGUCAAGCUCCUGGAUGACGGCUCUGUCGCCGGCGAGCUGGCCACCUUCGUCAACGCCACGCACUUCAUGCCGAGCCCCGGCCACGACGGCCACGACGGCCGCGACGGCGACUCGCCGGCCGACGCCGCCGGCGCCCCGAGCCGGGCGAGCGCCGUGGCGACGGUGGGGCGCCUCCUGUCGGUGGCGGGCGUGUGCGCCCCGCCGGCGCCUCGCGGCGUCGGCCUCGAGCACAACUACUCGCUGGGGACGCCCGGCGUGGCCAAGCGCAAGAUCGUGCGGCUCGAGGAGGAGCUGGAGGGGGCGCGGCGCAAGCUGAAGCUGUGCCGGCAGCGCGCCCGCCGGGCCGAGCGCCGCUGGCGCGACCUCCGUGAACUCGUCGAGGAGCUGCAGGCCAAGGAGCUGCUGCCCAGCGGGAGGGCGAGCACCAUCCUGCAGAGGGCGCUGACGGACAUCUCCCUCACCAUGUAGGGCGGCGGCGACGGCGGCGCCGGCGAUUUCCCCGUUACAGCCUUGACAGAUUGUUGGGGCGAGCGCUGUUAGCGAGCAGCAGCAGCAGCAGCACCCCUACGAAGGCCGGCGCUGCGGCACACGA